Molecule: messenger RNA, 2040 nt
Organism: Cyphellophora europaea CBS 101466
Lineage: Eukaryota; Fungi; Ascomycota; Eurotiomycetes; Chaetothyriales; Cyphellophoraceae
Exons: 1
Coding region: 1-2040 (679 amino acids)
Biological process (GO): mitochondrial translation; arginyl-tRNA aminoacylation
Cellular component (GO): cytoplasm; mitochondrion
Molecular function (GO): arginine-tRNA ligase activity; ATP binding
Source: RefSeq, a predicted model, not a curated record
AUGUCGACACUCACGACCAAAGGCCUUCAGAAACUGCUUGGAUCGAAUGGAGUCAGUGAUCCAAUCCCAGUCUUUCCACUGGCAGACAUCAACUCUAGCCCGAUAGGCAUCUAUGUGGCGUACCUAGCACAGGCAAUUGUUCGAGCUACCUCAUGCGAACCACAUGUUGCCUUUGAUGCGAUCCAAUGGCCAAAUGAGCCGGGUAUGGGCGAUCUCGUGAUCAUUCUACCACGGCUGCGGCUGCAAAACGCGGACCCAGAUGCCAUAGCGCAGCAGGUGGGUGAUCAGAUUGAACAUCUGUCUCCUCUCUUCGGGUUCCCGCUUGCCGACGGGAUUCAUCAGCGAAUCUUCCUUCGCGGGGAGACCCUGGCUCGGUUGCUUCUGCCCUACAUCCUGGAUCGCGGCGCCCGCUACGGUGCUCCAGCCUCACAGAGCUCUACAGAGCUUGAUGUGCCGGUAGGAAUGCAAAAAAAGGUCGUCAUCGAGUUCUCUUCGCCCAAUUUGGGCAAAGAAUUCGACGGCAAGUACCUUCGUAGCACCAUCUACGGAGCCUACAUCGCAGCCAUGUACGAGUUCAUGGGAUGGAAAGUGUACCGCAUGAACUUUCUUGGCGACUGGGGCAAGAACGUUGGUACACUGGCCUCCGGGUGGGCACGCUUCGGCUCGGAAGAGCUUUUUGCGACUGAUCCACUGGGCCAUAUGCUCACUUGCUUCACUCAGGCGGAAUCUCUUCACAAACAAGAGCAAGCCGAAGCAGAAAAGCCAAAGGAUGAAGUCUCUCUGCAACAAGCACCGGAGAACACGAGUGGGUCGGAAGCCAGCCGCGAAUCGAUGGAUGCUGCUAGUGAUGUUCGAUCUGUCACAGAGGCUACCGAUCAGCUGCAUGUGGGCGUGCCAGAGACAGCAAAAUGUCCGCCCAGUGAUAUCAUGAAGACGACGCAGACGCUGGAGGAGGAACGGGAUGCUUUCUUCAAGAAGAUGGAAGAUGGCGAUGUGGAAGCCAUUGCCCUCUGGGAACACUUCCGUUCGGCGUGUAUCAUGAAAUAUACGGAGCUAUAUGCCCGCAUGAACAUCAGCUUUGACGAGCAUUCCGGAGAAUCUGGCGUCAGCUCGGAAACCAUUGCCGAGGUCGAAACGAUCCUCAAGAACAAAGGUGCUUACACCGAGAGUGCUGACGCCUGGAUCAUCGACUUCAAAGGAUUAGGGUUUAAGCGACUUGGAACCGGCAUUGCACGCUUCCGCAACGGCACGACGUCUUAUCUCCUCCGCGACAUUGCUACAGCCGUGGAGCGGAGCCGCAGGCACUCGUUCGACGAUAUGAUAUAUGUGGUAUUCUCCGGACAGGAAACCCACUUUAUGCAGGUCUUCAAAGCUUUGGAGCUGAUGGAUAUGACGGACCUUGCUGCGAAGCUUCACCACAUCAGCUUUGGCAAAUCGCAGGGGCUGUCGCCGCGGGAAGGAAGCGCAGGACUGCUGCUCGGAGAUAUCCUGGAUGAGUGCCGUGACGUCGUUCAGAAGUUCAUUUCCGUCGAUCCUGAAAGCACGGUUGACCUCGGAGGCCUGGACGCGGAUCGAUUGGGCGUAACAGCCCUGGUGUGCCAGGAGCUUGCGUCAGGCAAAAGAGCUAGCACUUCCACCUUUGACGCUGCUAGUCUGGCAUCUACGGAAGGCUGGACAGGCCUCAGUCUACUCAUGUGGCUGAGAAGGCUCACGGCCAGGACACAAGACGCAGUAAUCGACCUCGAAGCACUUGCCAGUCCCAAUACCGACUUCGGUAUGCUGGCAGCCGAGCCUUACGAUGGGCUGCUGCGGCUUCUAUUGGAUUUCCCCAGUAUACUCAAGACGUCAUGGAAGCACAUGGAACCAUCGGGUCUCAUUCACUACCUCUAUCGAUUGAUCGACAUGCUGCCAGAGGUAUGGGAGCAUGACACAGGCUCAGAGGGUUCUGAGCAGAGUCUAGCAAGGCUGGCCUUUCUUGAAAGUGUGAGAUUGGUCCUGGCCAACGGAGCUUCAGUAUUGGGCCUUCGCGAGCAGCUUUAG